GUGGUCAUUCUGUUUGUGUGUGUGACAUGUUGUGGUGGGUGAUGAAAUAUUUCAAAAUUCAAAAGUUGUGGCUGUAGAAAUAGAAAAGAAAUAUAAGCAUUACCUUUAAUCUAAGCGUAAUACGUUAUUAUACAAAACAGACGUCGUAAUAGAAGUACAAAAAUGUCUUGUAAAACAUUAAUAGAUUUCGUGGUUAAAUACCACAAACCGCGACUGCUAAACAAUGUUGUGUGCUUUCCGAGUAAUGGGAACUCUUUUUUCGGAAGGCGAUUUUUAACACCCGUAAAUGCAGUGUCGUGUUCUACUCCCAAGAUCCAGUCUCCAAGAUACAUCAGCACAACCCUAUCGAAUUUUAACGGUGCACAACUAACGACCGAGCCGCAAAAAUGUGAAGGAAAGUUUCAGCUUAUGUUUACAUGCAAAAAAUGUAACACUCGGAAUUCAAAAUUCAUCACAAAACUGGCGUAUUACAAGGGUGUAGUUAUUGUUAUAUGUGACGGCUGCCAAAACAAACACUUGAUAGCUGACAAUCUUAAUUGGUUCUCAGAUAUGAAUGGUAAAAAGAACAUUGAAGAUAUUAUGGCAGAGAAGGGCGAGACUGUACAGAAAAUCAUGUCCAACGACUUAGAGUUUAUUGCUCAAGAAAUUGUAAAUAAUGUUGACAAAAAGGUGUUAGAUGGGUAGCUUAUUAAUAGGUCACAGUAAAGUACUUGCUAGACCCGCUACAAUGCUCCUAAACAGAUGGAUGGUUGGUUAGAGUGGGAUGACAAUGUAACAGAUUACUCAUGAUACAGAUGGAGCAUAUGGAACACAAUGGUGUCGUACCCGUCACAAAUACAAAAUUAAACUGUUCUCAAAAACUAACGAAAUAAGAUGGAGUAUUUUUUAUUUGUUAUUAUUGAUUAUAUUAAUAUAUUAAUUUACCUAAUUGUUGUUAGUGUUAAUUUAUAAAUACAAAUUAUGAAAAAAAAUUGUAUACUUGACAUCCAUGUAUACAAUUUUUUUUGAUGCAUGACUUUUGUUUUUUUUUUUGCUUUAGCACGCAUCUUGUAAAGACUCACUCUGGUUACUCUGUGUUUAUUUAUAACACUAAUUCCAGUUUUUACCACAAUUUUCACUGAUUAUUAUCUGCUCCUAUUGGGCCCAAGCCUAUUCUAUUGCUUCCUCAAUAAAUCAUUCUUCAAUUUGAACUCAAUUCACAAGAAUUGCAUGUUUAACCAAAUAAACCCUUUAGAUAUCUAAUAUCUUUAAAGUACAAAAACUAAAAACUGUCUACCGUAGUAUCACACUGUUUUAAAUUACUAAAAGUUGUAAAUAAAACAUCAACCAAAGA
Bicyclus anynana (squinting bush brown) is the source of this 1333-nucleotide messenger RNA. Its product is annotated as DNL-type zinc finger protein-like. Gene Ontology annotation, biological process: protein folding; protein stabilization; protein import into mitochondrial matrix. Lineage: Eukaryota; Metazoa; Arthropoda; Insecta; Lepidoptera; Nymphalidae. Bases 163 to 684 code for a protein of 173 amino acids. Gene Ontology annotation, cellular component: mitochondrion. The record is from RefSeq and is a predicted model, not a curated record. The transcript has a single exon. Gene Ontology annotation, molecular function: zinc ion binding; protein-folding chaperone binding.